GCAGUCUUUGGGGCAGCUACUGGAACAAACAUGGAGGCUGAAGGAGGGAAGUCUGUUUUGUUCGUGUGUCUGGGGAACAUCUGUAGGUCUCCGAUCGCCGAGGCUGUCUUUAGGAAGAUGGCUACGGAAAGCGGAGUGGUGGACAAGUGGAGGAUAGACAGCGCUGCCACCUCCACCUAUGAGAUCGGGAACCCUCCUGACUAUCGUGGUGCAGCUUGUAUGAAGAAGCACAGCGUGCCCAUGCGCCAUGUGGCGCGUCAGGUGACGAAGGAGGACUUUGUGACGUUCGAGUACAUUCUCUGCAUGGACGAUAGCAACUUGAGGGAUCUGAACAGGAAAGCGAACAGUGUAAAAAACAGCAAAGCCAAAAUCGAGCUGCUCGGUUCAUACGAUCCGGAAAAACAACUGGUUAUUAAAGACCCCUACUAUGGAAGCGAGAAAGACUUUGAGACGGUGUACGAACAGUGUGUACGGUGCUGCAGAGCCUUCCUGGAGAAAAACUCUUAACACACGCACACACACAGGCACCCAUAUAGCCAUUUUAUCCUGUCACAUGUGUGAUGAGUAUUACAGUAUGAAUAACAAAUUGCACUAAUGGGUUUUGGCCACACACACACACACACACACACACACACACACACACACACACACACAUCUGCUGUGUAAGAGAGAUGAGAGAUGUCUUAAUUGGAAGAUAAGAUUUGUUUGACCGUGGAUUCUGUACCUCUUUAUGUAAAGAGAAGUAAAAAAAAACACAAUAAACCCUAUAAGUGGACGUAAAUAA
Molecule: messenger RNA, 784 nt
Organism: Tachysurus vachellii
Lineage: Eukaryota; Metazoa; Chordata; Actinopteri; Siluriformes; Bagridae
Gene: acp1
Product: acid phosphatase 1
Exons: 6
Coding region: 31-507 (158 amino acids)
Biological process (GO): protein dephosphorylation
Cellular component (GO): cytoplasm
Molecular function (GO): non-membrane spanning protein tyrosine phosphatase activity; acid phosphatase activity
Source: RefSeq, a predicted model, not a curated record